Dermatophagoides pteronyssinus (European house dust mite) is the source of this 10003-nucleotide messenger RNA. RefSeq names its product neural cadherin (gene CadN). Gene Ontology annotation, molecular function: cadherin binding; calcium ion binding; beta-catenin binding. The record is from RefSeq and is a predicted model, not a curated record. NCBI's taxonomy places the organism in Eukaryota, Metazoa, Arthropoda, Arachnida, Sarcoptiformes, Pyroglyphidae. Gene Ontology annotation, biological process: homophilic cell-cell adhesion; cell morphogenesis; cell-cell adhesion mediated by cadherin. Gene Ontology annotation, cellular component: adherens junction; plasma membrane; catenin complex.
UAUUGAUCAUCCGAUUAGAUGUUGUUGUUGUUGAUGAAAUUAUCAUUUUGAAAAAAGUUUAAAACAUCUUGCAGCAGCAACAACCAUGGACCAUCCAACCACCAAUUUACCAUCAUUAAAUUCUCUGAUUAAUCAUAAUCAUAGAAAACAUCGUGUUAAUAAUUUAACACGAAGUAGCCAUCAUCAUCAAAUGAUGAUGGUAAACAACAACGACAAUAAUAAUAGACAUCGACAACAACAUAGAACAACAAUGUUGUCGUCGACAAAUCGACAAAAUUAUUUUCAUUCUUUACCAAAAUUGCCAUCAAAAAUUUUAUCAACGACUAUUUCUACCUUAAAACAGUCAACAACGAAUAUUUCAUUUAUAAUAUUAAUAUUAUUCUAUUCAUUAAUCAUAUUGAAUCAAUUCAAUGUGGCUAUUUCAACUGUAGUAACAUCCAGUCAUCCUCAUCAUUAUCAUCAUUAUCAAUAUCAUCAGUCAUCAUCAUCAUCAUCACCAUUACCAUUACCAUCAACAUUAGAUGAUGUUGUUGUCGUAAAUAAUUAUCAUGUUGAUCAAGGUAUGGCCGAAGAAGUUGUAGCCGUACCACAUGAUGCAUAUAUUGGUUAUGAAGUAUUAAGGUUAAAAUUUACAUCCAAACCAUUAUAUGAUGUUUCAUUAACAUUAUCAGAUAUUGAUGAUGAUAAUAAUCAUCUUCAAAAUAACAACAACAUUAAGAAUCAAGAAACAAUAUUGACUACUAAUUCAAUUGUUGUUGAACCACAUAUCGAACCAAGAUUUCGUUUGUUAGCUGAAUCGGAUACAGAUUUGAAUUUGGUUUCAAUAUUUGCAUCCGAUUCAGAAGAUUUGGAACGUCAUGUUUAUGAAAUGGUGUCAUCAUCAACAACGAAUGAUGAUAAUGAUAAAGAUGAAUCAUCAUCAUUACCGAAAUCAUCGAAAACACAUUUUACAUUACUAUCCGAUGGACUAUUAAUGACAACAAGAGAUUUAAAAGAUUUGGUUAAUAAACCAGUAUUUUUGGCUGUACGUGAAGAUGCCACACCAUUCUAUGUUCGUGAUCGUGUAUUUCGUAUUAAUGUUUAUAAUAAUACACGUGUUAAUAAAAUACGUUUCAAUCAACCAUCAGCAUUAGGACAUUUAUUGGAAAAUCAACCUUCGCUAACAUUGGUUGAAGGUUUUGAACGUCUUCGUUUGAUUGAUGAUGAAAAUUUAGUUAAUGGUAAUAAUCAACAACCAUUUCGUUUGAUAAAUCAAACAUCAAUAUUGAUUGUUUCAACUAGAUCAUUAGAUCGUGAAUCAAAACCAUAUUAUGAUUAUAUUCUAUCAGCACGUUCAACUGAUAAUAAUAAUAAUUUUUUCGCUCAAGUACCAUUACGUAUUAUGAUUGAUGAUGAAAAUGAUAAUCAACCAAUUUUUGAACGUUCAUUAUAUGAAUUUUAUAUACCACAAGAUCAACCAUUAUAUUCAAUUAUUGGUAAUGUAACUGCAAAAGAUUUAGAUGAAACUGAUUCAGUUGUAUAUCAUCUAACGGAAAGACAUCCAAAUUUUGUUAUUAUACCAAAAACUGGCCAAAUAAUGUUAAUAAAACAUUCCGAACGAAUACCACAACGUUAUGAAUUUGAAUGUUAUGCAACGGAUGAUCGUCGUCCAGCAACUGAACGUCGUUCAUCACAACCAAUACCAAUUAUUGUUGAAAUUUAUCGUGAAGAUACUUAUAAUAAUGAUAAUGAUGAUGUGAAUGAUUCGAAAAUUAAUAAUAAUGAUUCAAUUGCACGUGCACGUGCAAAACGUGAAAUUCGUCAUACAAAAACAUAUGAAUUUAAAGAAUCAGAUGGUUCAACACCGGGUAUGGUUGUUUUUCAAUUGGAUCGUCGUCAACCAAAUGAAAAAUUUCGUCUGGAAACACCAAACAAAUGGGUUACGGUUGAUCCAAACGGAGCGGUUAAAGUAAAAGAACCAUGGGAUUAUGAACAAUUGGGUAAAGAUAAAACUAUUGAUUUUUGGGUUAUUUCAUCAUUGGAAGAUGAUGAUAUUGUUCGACAACGAAUCAUAACACAUAUAAAAGAUGUAAAUGAUGAAAAACCAUAUUUCAUAAAUCGUCCAUUACCAAUGCAAGCAGUUGUACAAUUGAAUGCAAAACCAGGAGAAUCAGUUUAUAAGCUGCAAGCACGUGAUCCUGAUACUGAUCAUAAUAUACAUUAUUUUUUGGUACGUGAUCGAACGGGUGGUCGUUUUGAAGUUGAUGAACGAACAGGUGAAGUUCGUGUAAAAAGUUAUGAACCAUUUAUGUUGGAUAAAGAAUAUGUUAUCUAUGUUAAAGCUGAAGAUCAUAAUGGUCCAACUGGUGAUCGUACAUUUCAAUCAACCGAAGAAGCACGAUUGUCGAUUAUGGGUGGUAAACGUGCACCACAAUUUUAUAUGCCACAUUAUGAAACAACUAUACCGGAAAAUCAACGAAAAGAUUCGGAUAUUAUUGAAGUGAAAGCAAAAUCAUUUGCUGAAAGACAAAUCCGUUAUACAUUGAAAACACAAGGUAGUGCCGGUUCAGGUACAUUCAAUAUUGAACCAACUAGUGGUAUUGUUAAAUUGGCUAAAGAAUUGGAUUAUGAAGAACUUCGGCAACCAAAAACAUAUAAUCUAAUUGUAACAGCUACGGAAGAUUCAGGUGGAUUUUCAACAUCAGUUGAAUUAACCAUAAAAGUUACCGAUGUUAAUGAUAAUGCACCACGGUUUGAAUUACCGGAUUACCAGGCACAUAAUAUUGAUGAAGAUAUUAAUAUUGGUACAUCAAUACUACAAGUAUCGGCUACUGAUCAAGAUACAGGAAAAAAUGCUGAAAUUGUUUAUACUGUUGAUCGUGAUGAUUUUGUUAUCGAUUCAAAAGGAAUUAUUCGUUCAAAUAAACGUCUGGAUGCUGAUAUGAAUAAUACAUAUGUAUUUACAGUACGUGCAACUGAUAAAGGUGAUCCACCGUUAACCGGUACAGCAACUGUACGUGUUUAUACGGAAAAUAAAAAUGAUGAAUCACCAAAAUUUUCACAAGAUGUUUAUACACCAAAUGUUGAUGAAAAUGCUGGCCCAGAUACAUUGGUCACUACUGUUGUGGCUAGUGAUAAAGAUGGUGAUGGAAUUUUGUUUGGUUUUGUUGGUGGUGGUACUACAUCGGGAAUGUUUACUAUUGAAGAACGAACAGGUGUUAUACGAUUAACAUCCGGUAAUAUUGAAUUAGAUAAAGAUAAAUAUGAAUUAAAUGUAACGGCACGUGAUGAUGGUUCGUGUUGUCGUAAUGGUGCACGUACUAUUCAUACAAGUACAGCUUUAGUUGUUGUUUUCAUUACCGAUGUUAAUGAUAAUAAACCAGUAUUUGAUGAAUGUAAUUCAUAUGAACCAAAAGUUGAAGAAGGUGCUGCAAGUGGUACACAUGUUAUAACGGUAAAAGCUACUGAUCAAGAUAAAGGACAUAAUGGCCAAGUUCGUUAUUCAAUUGUACAACAACCAAAUCAAAAAGGAACAAAAUUUGUUGUCGAUGAAAUUACUGGUGAAGUGAAAACAAAUAAAGUUUUUGAUCGUGAAGGUGAUGAUGGUCGUUUUGUAUCGGUUACUGUUAAAGCUACUGAUCGUGGUUCACCACCAUUAGAAGGUGUUUGUUCAUUUAAGGUUGAAAUUACCGAUAUAAAUGAUAAUCCACCAUUAUUUGAUCGACAAGAAUAUAAAGAAUAUGUUCGUCAAGAUACAGCAUUAGGUACAAAUAUUUUACGUGUUUCAGCAUCGGAUGAAGAUGCCGAUAUGAAUGGUAUUAUCACUUAUAAUCUAACGGCAUUAGAUCGUCAUUCAGAUUUAAGUUAUUUUCGUAUAAAUCCUGAAUCUGGUUGGAUUAGUCUUUCACGGCCAUUAGAUGGUGAUCAUUAUUCAAUGCGUGCAAUUGCAACGGAUAAUGGUUAUCCACAACAUCGUGCAACUGUAGAUAUUUCCAUUGAUGUUGUUGAUCGUGCUAAUAAUCCACCAAUUUGGGAUAAACCUGAAUAUGGACCAAUACGGAUACCGGAAAAUGUUCCAAUUGGACAUAAAGUUAUAUCGAUUAAAGCCCGAUCUGGAAUACCGGAUAAUCCUACUGUUUUCUAUACGCUGAUGAAAGGUGGUACCGAACAAACAAAUAAAAAAGAUACAUUCUAUGUUAUACAAAGUCCGGGUGAAGGUGAUGAAAUAUGGGCCGAUAUUUGUGUUAAUCAACCAUUAGAUUUUGAAAAAAUUAAUCAAUAUAACCUGACUGUUCGUGUACAGAAUAAUGGUGUACAACAACUAGGAUCGGAAGCUACUGUUCACAUUUAUCUUAUGGAUGUUAAUGAUGAAAUACCAUUGUUUAUUGAAAAAGAACAGGAAACUGUUUUGGAAGGAAUGCCACCCGGUACAAAAGUUACACAAGUUGAAGCUAUCGAUAAAGAUGGUACACCACCAUUCAAUAAAGUUUUCUAUUCAAUUAUGCCAAAAGGUAGUGAUACAAAUAUACCGUUUAAAAUUGAUCGUGAAACGGGUGAAAUAUUUACAAAUAUUGAAUUUGAUCGUGAAGAAAAACAAGCAUAUGCUAUUCUGGUUCGUGCUGAAGAUGGUGCACCAUCAGCUCGACCGAAUAUGAAAAAUAAUGAACCAAAUUAUGUUACCAAAUAUAUUCGUAUUGCUAUCGGUGAUAAAAAUGAUAAUCCACCUUAUUUUGAUCAAGCAUUAUAUGAUGCUGAAGUUAAUGAAGAUGAAGAUAUUCAUCAUACAGUUAUUACUGUUACGGCUAAAGAUAAAGAUGAAUCAUCAAAAAUUCGUUAUGAAAUUACACGUGGUAAUCAUGGUGGUGCAUUUGCUGUGAAAAAUGAAACCGGUGCCAUUUAUGUUGCCGGUCCAUUAGAUUAUGAAUCACGGAAAGAGUAUAAUCUGACCCUAGUUGCAUCGGAUACAUUGCACGAAAAUUCCACUCAAGUUCGUUUAUUCAUUAAAGAUAUUAAUGAUUUACCACCAAAAUUUGAAAAAAGUUCCUAUGAAACAACAAUACUUGAAGAAGAUGAUCAAGAUUUACCCAAAAUGAUACUUAAGGUCACUGCAACCGAUGGUGAUCGUGAUCGUCCUCAGGCAAUUGUAUAUUUCUUGACCGGUCAAGGAAUUGAUGAUAAAAAUCCACGUAAUAGUAAAUUUUCAAUCAAUUCUACAACUGGUGAAAUUUAUGUGCUGAAACCAUUGGAUCGUGAUCUACCAACUGGUCGUUCACAAUGGCGUUUUACUGUAUUUGCUGAAGAUGAAGGUGGUAAUGGUUUGGUUGGUUAUGCUGAUGUAUUGGUCAAUCUAAGGGAUAUCAAUGAUAAUGCACCAUUUUUUCCACAAUCAAGAUAUGAAGGAAAUGUUACUGAAAAUGGUACAGCCGAUAUGACAGUUAUGACCAUGACAGCUGUUGAUUAUGAUGAUCCGAACGAAGGAUCGAAUGCACGUUUGAAAUAUGCAAUCGAACAAAAUCCAGUUAAUGAACGUGGUGAAUUGAUAUUUAAAAUUGAUGAAGAUACUGGUACAAUUUCAACAUUGGUUUGUUGUUUAGAUCGUGAACAAAACCCGGAAUAUGUUAUAAAAGUAGUGGCUACUGAUGGUGGUGGUCUGAAAGGAACCGGUUCAGCAACGAUAAAAAUACGUGAUAUUAAUGAUAUGCCACCAGAAUUUACUAAAAAAGAAUGGAGCGUAGAAGUUGAUGAAACUGAUGGUGAAAUGUUACCGGAAAAUCCAAUCCUAGUUGUUUCGGUUAAUGAUCAAGAUUUACUUGAAACAAAUCGUUUUAGCUAUCGUGUACUCGAAAAUUCAGUUGGUGCUGAUAAAUUUACAAUGGUUACUAAUUCAGAUGGUACCGGAUCGUUAAAAGUUGCUAAACCAUUAGAUUAUGAAGAUUAUCAACAACGUUAUGGUUUUAAUAUUACCAUACAAGUUAGUGAUAGUGGUGAAAGUUCUGAAUCAUAUCAUGUUGAUUAUGCAAAAGUUUAUAUCCGAUUACGAGAUAUUAAUGAUAAUAAACCAGAAUUUAAGGAAACAAAUUUGGAUGUUACCGUACAAGAAGAUGCUAAUAUUGGAACACCGUUAGCAACAUUUGUUGCACAUGAUGCUGAUCAAGGUGGAAAAUCAAGAGUUAGUUAUGCUAUUGAUCGAUCAUCGGAUAAAAAACGUCAAUUUGUUAUUGGACAAGAUGGUGUUGUUAAAACACAACGAAUGUUGGAUCGUGAAGAUACACCAAGGCAUCAUGUAAAAAUUUUGGCUAUUGAUGAUGGUAUCCCUGCACGAACAGCUACUACAACAUUGACGGUGAUUGUUGUCGAUGUUAAUGAUAAUGCACCAAGAUUUCUAAAAGAUUAUCGUCCAGUAAUUAUGGAACAUCAAGGACCAACAAAAGUUGAAGAAAUUCUUGCCACUGAUGAUGAUGAUCGUUCACGAAAUAAUGGUCCACCAUUUACAUUUCGUUUAUCGAAAGAUGCAUCCGAUACAAUCAAAGAAUAUUUUGAUGUACAUCAAGAUCAUAAAGGUGCUAAUGGUGAUGGUAUGGCUAUUGUAACAUCGAAAAAAGAAUUUGAUCGUGAAAUUCAAAAAGAAUACCUAGUACCGAUUGUUAUUAAAGAUAGUGGUUAUCCAUCAAAAUCUGGUACAUCAACAUUAACUGUUAUUAUUGGUGAUAUUAAUGAUAAUCGUAUGUAUCCGGGUAGUAAAAAUAUUUUCGUAUAUAAUUUUUUGGGACAAUCACCACCAACACCUAUUGGUAGAGUUCAUGUUGAAGAUUUGGAUGAUUGGGAUCUGCCGGAUAAAUCAUUUAUAUGGGAUGGUGGUAUUGCACAUCCAUUAUUCGAUCUGAAUACUGAUGAUGGUAUGAUAACAAUGAAAAAUGUUACGAAUGGUGAAUAUUUUCUACGAUUUAAUGUUCAUGAUCGUAAACAUACACAAAAUGUUCCGGCUAAUGUUACGGUUGUUGUACGUGAACUACCUGAAGAAGCUGUUUAUAAUUCUGGUUCGAUUCGUGUUAGUGGUAUAACGGCUGAAGAUUUUAUUCGGGUUUGGUUUCCACAUCGGCAAAAACAAGAAAAAAGUAAAUAUGAAAAAUUUAAAGAUGUUCUAGCUCGAAUACUUAAAGUACAACGUGAAAAUUUGGAUGUAUUCAGUGUUAUAACACGUUCAGAACGACCACCAAUAACAGAUAUUCGGUUUUCAGCACAUGGUUCACCUUAUUUAAAAUCAGUAUUUUUGGAUGGUGCUGUAACAUUGAAUCGAAAAGUAAUUGAACAUCAAGUUGGUAUUAAUAUUACUAUGGUCGGUAUUGAUGAAUGUUUAGUGGAAAAUCUAAAUUGUGAAGGUUCAAGUUGUACAAAUGUUCUGGAAAUUUAUCCACAACCAAUAUUUGUUAAUGCAAAUCGUACAUCGUUUGUCGGAGUGAAUGUUGGUGUUCGUCCAAAAUGUACAUGUGGUCCAAGAGAUUUUGAUGAAACUGAAACAUGUCGAAAAAUGCCACCACAUUGUUUGAAUGGUGGCCGUUGUUCGGAUUCAUUAGUUGGUGCAUUAUGUACAUGUCCACGUGGUUAUUCGGGUCCACGUUGUGAAAUGCCUUCACGUACAUUCCAUGGUGAUGGUUGGGCAUGGUAUCCACCAUUACAAGUUUGUUCUGAUUCACAUUUAUCAAUUGAAUUUAUGACCCGUACACCAAACGGUCUGCUUUUCUAUAAUGGUCCAAUGGGUGAACCAAUCGAAGGAGAAUAUAAAAUUACCGACUUUAUUUCAUUGGAAUUGAAUCGUGGUAAUCCAAGAUUAUUGAUUGAUUUUGGUUCCGGUACGGCUGAAUUAACUGUUCAUCCAAUUGGUGAUCUACAUGAUGGUGAAUGGCAUCGUAUUGAUUUAUUUUGGUCACGUGAAACGGCAAGAAUUUUAGUUGAUAAAUGUGCUGGCAUACCAUUCAAUGAUGAUGAUCUGAUGCGUGUUGAUCGUUCACGUUGUGAAAAUAUUACACAAAUUGUUGGAUUUAAUGAAUUUCUUAAUCUAAAUAGUCCAUUACAAGUUGGUGGAAUAUCACAUUCAUUAGCCAAUUCAAAUUAUUAUAAUCUUCCAUCAAAAACUGGAUUUAAUGGUUGCAUCAGGAAUCUAAUACAUAAUAGUGUUAUGUAUGAUCUUGGUUCACCGGGUUCAUAUUCAAAUUCUGAACCUGGUUGUCAAAUAUCGGAAGAAUUAUGUAAAGCAAAUUCAAUAUAUGGUCGUUGUACUAAUGGUGAAUGUCAAGCAAGUUUUAAUUCAGCACGGUGUUUAUGUGAACCAGGUUGGACUGGUCCGAAUUGUGAUCGUGAAACAAUGUCAAAAAUGUUUCAAACAAAUAGCUAUAUUAAAUAUGCAAUAUCAUUUGAUCCGGAUCCUUAUCGUAAUGAAAUUCAGCUACAAUUUCGAACAAGGCAAAAAAAUGGUGAACUAUUUCGUGUAGCCAGCAAACAUUAUCGUGAAUAUUGGAUUCUAGAAAUUAAAGAUAAAAAAUUACGUUUCCGUUUUAAUUUGAAUAAUUUGGAAGAACGUGAAUUAUGGUUGCCAUUUGUUUCGGUUUCGGAUGGUCAAUGGCAUACGGUAAAAGUUCAACGUUAUGGUUCAACUGCUGCUAUUGCAUUGGAUGGUGGUGGUGGUCGUCGUUUUAAUGAAAUUACUGAAUAUGAAGGCUUGCAUCAAUUGUUGUUGGUUGAUAAACAAAAUGUUAUGGCCGGUGGUUUUGCACAGAUUGUUGGUCCAUCACAAUAUAUUGUUGAUUUUGAUUAUGUUGAAGGCUGUUUGGCUGAUAUACGUUUAGAUGGCCGUCCUUUACCAAUGGAAAAUGGAUCGGAAAAUGCAUUUGUUGUUGAAGCUCGUAAUAUAAUUACUGGUUGUCCAUCAAAUAAUCCAUGUGAAGGAAUACAUUGUAAUCAUCCAUUUGAAUGUAUUGAUUUAUGGAAUCUACAUGAAUGCAGAUGUCCACUUGGUUUUCGUACAACUGGUGAUGGAAAAAAUUGUACCGAUUUGAAUGAAUGUUAUCCAUUAAAUCCAUGUCUUAAUGGUGGUACUUGUUUUAAUUUACCUGAAGGACGUGGAUUUCAUUGUCAAUGUUUACCACAUUAUUCCGGUCAAUAUUGUAAUGCUCAACGUAUUGGAAAAGAGCUUCAAUUAAGCAAUUCAGCAUUGAUUAUCAUAUUAAUAUUAUCAUUUAAUUUUAUCAUUUUGAUUGCUGCCUUUUUAAUUUAUAAACGAAGUAAACGACCACAUCAAAAAUUUGGACAUGAUGUUGAUGAUGAUGUUCGUGAAAAUAUUAUCAGUUAUGAUGAUGAAGGUGGUGGUGAAGAUGAUAUGAAUGCAUAUGAUAUAACACCAUUACGUAUACCGAUUGAUCCAACUGGUCAAACAAUACCGGGAAAACCAACAAUGAUUCGAGAUAUGCGUCAUCACCGUCAAUUUCCAUCUGAUGGUGGCCAUCCUGAUGUUGGUGAAUUGAUACGGGAAAAUCUGGAAAAAGCUGAUACCGAUCCUAAUGCACCACCAUUUGAUGAUUUACGUAAUUAUGCAUAUGAAGGUUGUGGUAGUACAGCUGGUUCAUUAAGUUCAUUAGCAUCAGCUAUGGAUGAUAAUGAACAAGAUUUUGAUUAUUUGAAUCGUUGGGGACCAAGAUUUCAAAAUUUAGCUGUUAUGUAUGUACAAGGUGAAAGUGAAGAAGAAUAAUGAAUUUUUCAAACAAACAACAACAACAACGAUGCAAUAGAAAAUGUAAAAAUCAAAAACAACGGAAAACUUGCAAUCAUUUGCAUUCUAUAUUUUGCUCAAUCUCAACAAACAACAACUUUUGUGUAAUCAAUCAAUCGAUUUUUUGGAUAAUUUUUUUUGAUCUCAACUAAUUUUCUCGCUGGACGUCGACUUUUUUUACAAAAUUUUAACAUUUUCUUUUCUUUAUAUAAUAAUAUUCUAUACAAAUAUCAUCGACAUUCCAUCAGAUUGACAUUUUUU